AUGGCUUGCGCUCCUACUGCAGUCAGACGGAUGUAUUGCUUAGUAUACCAACGCGCGCCGCUUCUCAAACGAGGUUGGUGUUUUCAAGAACGACUUCUAGCUCGUCGAACCUUCCACUGGUCUAGAAACGGCGUGUUCUGGAUCUGUGUCGGCGAUAAGGCAGCCAGAUCCGAGUUCUCUAGCCGAUAUGACACUUUUUCAACUGAUCCCAGAAUUUCUAACUCGGGCAUUUUCCACGGCAUUUCCGUUCCAGGGGAAUUAAAGCAGCCCUGGAGUCCAUGGAUGCAUUACGUACAAGAGUAUAGUUCUAAGGGCCUCUCAUUCGCGACAGAUCGUCUCGUCGCUGUCCAUGGACUUGGAACCCGGCUUGCGACCCUAGGCGGGGAUGAGUACUUUGGCGGGAUAUUCGGCGGCCAUAUUUCUUGGGGGCUGAUAUGGCAGGCUGAUCCAGAAGAUGACGCCCGGAAGAAGUUGGAUUGCUUCCCAAGCUGGUCGUGGACAUCUUGCCAAUCUGAUCGCGCCGUUACUAUUGCUGGCCAGUCUAAACCUUGGGUGGAGUGCGUUAGGUUGGAAGGGUUCCCAGCUUUCCAAAACCCUCUCGACUUUCAAGGUCUUGAAAAGAGGACGCUCCAUGUUAAUGCUCCGCUUCUGAAAUUCGAGCCUUGCCAGUAUCGGCGAGAUAGCAACAUCCCGUACGAGUUUGAAACCGCAGGGGUACAGUUCAGCGCCUUUUUCACUUAUGAUGCACCGGAACUGGAACCGACUGAUCAUAGUGAUCUUUUCAUUCUCCUCAUUCUUCUCGGAAGUGAUCAGAAGGGUAUCUUACUUCGUGCUAAAGGGAGUAUGUAUGAGCGUGUCGGCUAUACUUCACUUCUUUACGUGGCUGGAUUCAAGGGAUUUCAACGACUGAGCUUUUGGGAUAACUUCCAGAUACGCAGCCAUUCAAUGAAGCCUGGUUUUCAAUAUGCAAUUGAAGUGCUAUUCCUGAGUGUUGUAACCAGGCGCAUAAUGUGGUCCGCCACUACAAUCUCACUAACUACAGUCCAUCACGCUCUAUCCAGCUCAUUCCAGGCCUCGCUAGUCAGCACUAUCACUUUUCCCAAACAGCUCGAUACCGUAUUUACUGCAAUUAAUAAUCCAUUAUGA
Molecule: messenger RNA, 1146 nt
Organism: Fusarium fujikuroi IMI 58289
Lineage: Eukaryota; Fungi; Ascomycota; Sordariomycetes; Hypocreales; Nectriaceae
Exons: 3
Coding region: 1-1146 (381 amino acids)
Source: RefSeq, a predicted model, not a curated record